AUGUUCCUGAGUGGUGCAGCUUCUCGCGGGGGCAUUGAGACAACCACUGAGUGGAGAUUGAUACACGCGCUACGUCAAGAUAGCCAUCGCUUCAGUAGACCUGGAGGUGUUGCCUUCAGUGGUGGCAGUACGAGAACGCAAGAGCUCCGUAAUGCAAUCAAUUUUCUUGACGUCCAGAUUCGCAGGACGUUCACCGUCCUACGACUUGACAUGCUGCUGUACCUAGAGUCAGAGGCAGAAGAAGAUGCGCCUCAAACAAGCUCAGAGUCGGAAACAGGUGAGGGCUCGGACCAAGACGAUACAUCUUCACAAUCAAGCUUAGAGUCUCAACCGAUGUCUCCAACCGACGACCGCUGGGGUUUACCUAGAGAUUCAUCUUCUCCAUCAGCCGCCGAAGCAUUGUCUAUGCUAAAACGGUUGUGCUUCGUUCUCGAAGCUCGGGCCAACCCUCUUCUAAGCCCUCGCGAGCAGGACGACACUGAUCACGCUUCCAAUUUCCCACGGCUAACGCGACUCAUCGAACAACUGCGGCUCCUAUCGCCGUCUACCACCGCUCUAGACCUUAUCCCAACACCCAGGACUUCGCCCAUGCGGUUCCUUUUCAAUAUUGCGGAAGGCGAAGCGACAGCAGCUGCCUUUGUAACUUUCACAGACCCCAGCCAGAAGCGGCCCCCCAAAGAUACCCGAAAGCAAAUGCUCGUAGAUGCCGAAAAUUUAUCAAAACUGCUCCUUUCCUUCAAUAGCUUUGUCGAUAUGCUACAAGUUGGCGAGCCUGCCCGUUCACCUAUUCUUUACGGUGUGCUUGCACGAGCAAUGGCAGCCUGCCAGAAUGUAUUUUCUGCAAACACUCCAGCAGCUGCAUGCAGCGAAAGCUCUGUAGCGCGCUCUGUCAUUCCCAUAGCAAUGACACGGACCUCGAGUUCUACGUCUCAGAGGACUCCAAAACGGCUCGAGACGCAGAAAUACCAUGUUCCCAAGACGCUGCCUAGAACGCGGAUAUACGGCGAUAGAUUCCCGAACCAUAGUCUCUGGACCCUAAUCGAGCAGGGUCGUUUCGCAAAGGAACAGACCCUGGACUUACUGUACAACACUGAUGGAACAGGCGGUGUCAUGGAAACCCACGAACGCAAGACUCUGGUCAUCAAGCUUGAUGUUAGGCUGAUGCUUUCCAUGGAUUCCGAUCACGUUUUCGAGACUUGGAAUCCAAAGCACAUCCGCUUCUUGGGGCCCGUGGAGACACAAAGGCUGUUUGUCUUGGUUCCCAGGAAGAAAGGCAGCUCAAGCCACCGAAAAUACCUCUCGCUUUCCAGUCUAUACCCCUCCGGCAGCCUCAAGGAGGAUGAAGAGGACCUAAAACCCCUGCCCCAGUUCGCUCUGUUGGCCAAGGCUCUGCUGCAAAUCGCGUGUGGUGACCGCCUGAGCAAGUUCAAGAUCGGUAAGGGUUCUGACCAGGUUUCCAUUGAUGCAUGGAACAGGCUCCGUAGGGUGGUCAACUCAUACAUCCGACGCUUGACAUGUGGACUAGACGUGGAUCGGGAGACAUUGCCAUUGCUACAGGCUGCCCUCGGCUGCCUGGACUUUCAUAUGGAGUAUCAGAACCGCUUGAGGGAGAGCCAGUCAAGACAGAAGAUGGAAAUUGCAUGGAAAUUGAUGUUUGACACUAUUCCCAUCAAGAUUGAUAACAAUCUGACUCUGAAGAAGCUGGUUACCCCUAGCACUAACCUUCUCACCCAAGAGGACGCAACACUAGAGCCCUUGCAUGUUGAAUGCCAAACAGUGGUGCAUCAAUCCUCUGUCGUUGCUACUGCCACCUCUUCCCAAACCUCCUCGAGCACGACUAUAAUGGAAAAGACUCUUACAAGACAGCUUUCGGUCCGGCGUAUUGAGCCGAGUCAACCCAAUGUUGAGCUUUUCGACGCAAAACAAGACCCAGCAUACUCAACCGCGAACGAGUUCUGGACACGUCUCGAAACAUUUCACAGGUCAUAUUCACGCUUUGUCACUCAUCGCAACGCAGUGUCAGGGAGCGGCUCACCACGGCGAAUUCGCAUCGCAGUCAUUGACACCGGGAUUGACUUCAACCACGCCGGAAUCAUGGAGGCUAAGGAGCAGGGACGCAUGGAAGGAGCAGUGGUGCCAGAGCUGGCUGCCCCGGAGGCGGAUAUCUAUGUUGCCAAAGUGUUCAAGCAGAACGCUUUGAGGUUUUACGAAGCCGAGAACAUAGCCAAGGCCAUUGAACACGCAGCAAGCACUUGGAACGUAGACAUAGUCUCCUUGUCCUUCGGCCUCAGACAACCAGCAGCUCGAGACGACGGAGACGAAACCGAAGAACAGUCAGCCCAUGAUAAGUACCACAAGAUCGUCGACGAGAUCGAAACCGCAAUCCGAGAUGCCUCUCAGCCGGGGCGACCCCGACUGAUAUUCGCAGCGGCCUCUAACAGUGGCAAAAACGAUCCCCGGGCGUUCCCAGCGAACAAUAAUCGUUGGGCAUUUGCGUUCAUGCCUCGAAGGGAAACGGUGAAGAUGGCGGAAUUAACCCUGAAAUACAGAGCGGCUUCAACUUUAUGA
Fusarium mangiferae is the source of this 2568-nucleotide messenger RNA. RefSeq lists its product as uncharacterized. Bases 1 to 2568 code for a protein of 855 amino acids. Lineage: Eukaryota; Fungi; Ascomycota; Sordariomycetes; Hypocreales; Nectriaceae. The transcript is spliced from 6 exons. Gene Ontology annotation, molecular function: serine-type endopeptidase activity. The record is from RefSeq and is a predicted model, not a curated record. Gene Ontology annotation, biological process: proteolysis.